AUGAGCGCUUCCCGUCAGCCGGCUGUGCUUUCCACCCAUGCUUCCCCAGCUUCGACUAGCACCGCGUCGCCCUCCCAAAAGAAUGCUCGCAACGCCUAUCCCGACAUGCUAGGUGCACCGCCGGUGCCUCCCCCGCGAACCUCGUCAACAAACCACAGCCGUCGGAGUCCGAACGGGACAUCGGGAGAAAAACAUAGUUCCCGUGGAAAGAGCAGGUCCGAGCACAAGGAUCAUCGUGAGCGCCCACGAGAGGAUCGAAACGGCAAAUCACGGAGACACCAGACAGAGGACAGUUCUCGUGAAGUGGAGCGAACAGCGCCACCGGUCCAACCCAAGAUGGAGCCGGAGGGAAGUCUGGUGCAGGAGCCGAGUGCAGUGCUCAACGCUGUGCAGGUCAGCGACCCUGUGGUGGAUUACGAGAGAGAACAGGUGCGGCAAGUGGGCGCAUCUGCGGAGCAGGCAUCCUCAUCGGGCUUGGCACCUGGGUUUGAUGGUGCAGAGGAGGCUCGCGGUCCUCGCAGUCGACAUGAUUAUAACAAUGGGAAUGUCGUCAAGCGCAAGGAGACCACUUUCGGCUCAUAUAUUCUUGGGCAGACUCUCGGCGAGGGUGAGUUCGGAAAGGUCAAGCUCGGCUGGAAGCGAGAUGGAAGCAUUCAGGUAGCUAUCAAGCUUAUUCGGAGGGAUUCUCUGGGCACCAACCCCAGUAGACUGCCCAAGAUCUAUCGCGAGAUCUCUAUCCUACGCGACCUGGCACACCCUAAUAUUGUGCGCCUUCACGAAAUGGUGGAAACCGACCGACACAUUGGUAUCAUCAUGGAGUACGCGUCUGGAGGUGAAUUAUUCGACUACAUCUUGAACAACCGCUACUUGAAAGACAAUUCUGCCCGCCGCCUGUUUGCGCAGCUGAUUUCAGGAGUUGGCUAUCUACACAAAAAGGGAAUCGUCCACCGUGACCUGAAGCUGGAGAACUUGCUUCUUGACCGGAAUCGCAACAUUAUCAUCACGGAUUUCGGAUUCGCCAAUACCUUCAACCCAACAGACCCGCUGGAAGAGGAGAUCGAGUACAACUUGACCAACAAGGAAUAUGUCAAGCGAAAGCGCCUAGACAGGGUCAAUGGAGAUGGAUUGCGUCGAGGCGAUCUGAUGCAGACUAGCUGUGGCAGUCCUUGUUAUGCCGCGCCUGAACUCGUUGUGAGCGACUCCUUAUACACAGGUCGGAAGGUAGAUGUGUGGAGUUGCGGUGUCAUCUUGUAUGCCAUGUUGGCUGGAUACCUUCCCUUUGACGACGACCCCGCAAAUCCUGACGGCGACAACAUUAAUCUUCUGUACAAAUACAUCGUCAGCACACCUCUCACUUUCCCCGAAUAUGUAACACCACACGCGCGCGAUCUUUUGAGGAGGAUACUGGUUCCCGACCCACGGAAGCGUGCGGAUUUGUUUGAAGUUGCUCGACACAGCUGGCUAAGUGAAUACUCACACGUUGUGUCUCACAUUACAAGUAGCACAACGAAUGUUGCAGACAUUGCCAACACCACAAUUCCUUCCGAAACACAAAAAGAAGCACCCCCUCUCGCCCGAAGUGCCUCUGUGCGAGAACCACCUAAGACAUCGCAAGGCAAUGUUCAGGCUGUUGGUGGACUGAACCACCACGCGGGAGACAUUUCACAGGAUUCGCCAUCUGAAAAGUCCAAAACCACCCGCGAUGCCAAACGAAGAACAGUUCAAGUCGAGUACGUUGCGCCUCAGUCACAAACGACUAGAGGAGAACCUCCCGCGGAACCGACAUCCUCCCGCCGAGCUCCCGCUCCAGCUCCAGCUCCAUCACAAGCACCAAUGGCGCAGGUGCAACCAACAGAACCAGUUCAGAAGAAGGGCACAGACGCGCCGGCGCUCAACCUCAACAAGCCCCUUCCAGGAUAUUUCCCGCGCUCGACCUCAGACAACGCAGCACUUACUGGAUCGCAACACGUCGGGCUACCAUCAGGAACUCGACCCGCCACUGGUGGCUCCAUGGCUUCCUUCAAUAACGCUGGUCGUUUGCCUUCUCGCGGGUCCUACGGACAGCCGGUGGCCCCUACUGUCACUGCAACUAAUACCGAAGGCCGCCUGGCCCAGCCCAAGAGCAGACAAUUUACUCUUCCUCAGGACCCGGAGCCAUCUAGCCCAUCGAUUGGUCGUCCCAGCACCCAGGUGUUGCCCUCAACAUUCAACACGACGCCUCGCCAAGAGCCGCCAAAAGGCCACAAGAGGUCAAACACUGUUUCCAGCCUUGGUGAGAAGCUCUUCGGACGUUCUGGCUCCAUUAUGGGUGGCCGUGGCUCUCAGGCCAACGCCCCUCGCGCAAAGCAGGACAAGCGUUAUCCUCCAGUGAGUAUGAAGGAACCGCUACCGAGAGAAAACUCUAGAAUGUCCAUGGAUUCACGGCGUUCUAUGCAAUAUCCCCAUAACCGCAAGGCAAGCGAAUCUGGUCUAGAGAAUCGCCCUCGUCGGUUCUCCCUGCUCCCGCAAUCCUUCUCAUUUAGGGGCUUUUCCACCGGCCGAGCUCAAACACCCGAUGAACAACCAGAAAUAUCUCGCCCUAUCGAAUCCCGGGGUCAACAACGACCAACUACAGGCCCUGCUGGUCCUGGAGAAGGUCGAGCUCGCUCGACCAGCUAUGGCGCUCAAGAUGCCAUGGGAAUGGUUAGUGAGGGACAUGGCGAGGAUGUCCAAACCGAAAGUGAUCCACUCAGCUACGAAGCCCAAAUUGAUCGGCAAUUCGCAGACUUGGGCAGUCAAUUCGACCAGCAGCAGGAUUCAUUUGGUAUGCCUUCAGCUGAUCAGGUGUACCAAAACUCUCGGGACUACACUGGCAACAACCACGGUUACCAGUCUAAACCCAACUACUACGACGACUACAAUGGCACCUAUGACAGCUUGCCUCGUCAGUCAAUGCAAGCUAGUCGUUCGAACCGUGGACCGAACGUUUUGCAAAAGAACCACCGUAAAUUCGCCGAUGCCUACGAAUAUGAGCGGGACGGAUCCCACCAUUCUGGCAGCUCCGGCGCGGCACGCAAAGUCAUGGAUUUCUUCCGCAGACGUGCCAAGUCUAGAGCCGGUGAUGAACGCUGA
Molecule: messenger RNA, 3111 nt
Organism: Penicillium nucicola
Lineage: Eukaryota; Fungi; Ascomycota; Eurotiomycetes; Eurotiales; Aspergillaceae
Product: putative serine/threonine protein kinase (Kin4)
Exons: 3
Coding region: 1-3111 (1036 amino acids)
Biological process (GO): intracellular signal transduction; microtubule cytoskeleton organization; protein phosphorylation
Cellular component (GO): cytoplasm
Molecular function (GO): tau-protein kinase activity; protein serine/threonine kinase activity; ATP binding
Source: RefSeq, a predicted model, not a curated record